ACGCACGCUGUUUCAUUACACCGUUGGACAACAACUUGGCCAGGUGGAACAGCCGUGAUGGAGCGUGUUACUGGAGGAGGAAUGCUUCCCUUCAUUCUAACAGGUGUGGGAGUCGUGCUGUUGUACCGGAUACUCCUCCGCCUCAGACAGGGACCUUCUGUCCGAGGUACAGUUGUGGUCAUCACAGGGGCCAGCUCUGGACUUGGGAAAGAGUGUGCACGAGUCUUCCAUGCUGCAGGUGCUCGGCUUGUCCUGUGUGGAAGAGAUGCAGCCCGCCUGCAACAGGUGGUCCAGGAACUUACAGCAGGUUCAACAGAGACCCAGCUGCAGACUUUCACUCCCAGCACUGUUGUCUUCGACCUGGCUAAAGCUGACACGGUGGACAAAGCUGCGGAGGAGAUCUUGAAAUGUUAUGGACAAGUAGACGUCCUUAUUAAUAACGCUGGAAUCAGUUACCGUGGCAACAUACUGGAUACCCACAUUUCAGUUCAGCGAGACGUUUUUGAAACAAAUUACUUUGGGCCCAUCGCUCUUACUCAAGCCCUCCUGCCUUUGAUGGUUCAGAGACGCAGUGGCCACAUCGUUGUCAUUAGCAGCGUCCAGGGAAAGAUCGCCAUUCCCUACAGAUCUGCUUACGCAGCAUCUAAGCACGCCACCCAGGCCUUCUUUGACUGCCUGCGAGCAGAGGUCGAGUGCUUCGGGAUCCCAGUGACCGUCAUCAGCCCAGGGUACAUCCAGACCAACCUGUCUGUCAACGCUGUUACCGGAGACGGCUCCGUGUAUGGAGUUAUGGAUCAAACCACAGCGACUGGUUGGGACCCCAGAGAUGUGGCUCAUGCGGUCUUAAGGGCGGUCCGUCAGAAAAGUAAAGAUGUCGUUUUGGCCGGACCUCUGCCCUCUGUGGCCAUUUACCUCCGCACACUGUGGCCCACACUCUUCUUUAAACUCAUGGCCUCCCGCGCUCGCAAGGAGCGAAAAGCUAAAAUCGAGUGACACAGCAGCAGGUGAGGAUUGUGUCAAGAGUGACUUGGACCAAAUCAGAACCACGGAGGCCAAAAAUGUUUAAAGGAGAGCUCAAACAUUGACCAGAAAGCCGUGUGUUGUAACAGCAUUUGUUGUUUAUUGUUCAGCUUCUAAUGGAAGACAUUUGGUCAAAAACUGAUGCUUAAACAUGAACAAAGAAUGUUGGUUUAUAUUUAAUUUAUUAACAUCACACCAAACCGUGGUUCGUCUGGGAAAGAGACCAAUUUGAGCAGGCUGGCAGAAUAUUUAACCGAAGUUGCUCACGUUGUGCUCUCCUUUUACACAGACUUUUCUUAGUGUGGCUCCACUUGAUAUGUUUCUUGAACAUAUUUAUUUUUCUUUGUUGUCAUUCAAUAAA
Messenger RNA from Nematolebias whitei (Rio pearlfish), 1381 nucleotides. It is a transcript of the gene dhrs7b, whose product is annotated as dehydrogenase/reductase (SDR family) member 7B. Gene Ontology annotation, cellular component: membrane. Lineage: Eukaryota; Metazoa; Chordata; Actinopteri; Cyprinodontiformes; Rivulidae. The transcript is spliced from 7 exons. Gene Ontology annotation, molecular function: oxidoreductase activity. Bases 58 to 993 code for a protein of 311 amino acids. The record is from RefSeq and is a predicted model, not a curated record.